Molecule: messenger RNA, 4933 nt
Organism: Gymnodraco acuticeps
Lineage: Eukaryota; Metazoa; Chordata; Actinopteri; Perciformes; Bathydraconidae
Gene: nlrx1
Product: NLR family member X1
Exons: 12
Coding region: 544-3234 (896 amino acids)
Biological process (GO): negative regulation of canonical NF-kappaB signal transduction
Cellular component (GO): mitochondrion
Molecular function (GO): protein binding
Source: RefSeq, a predicted model, not a curated record
AGCACUGAACAUAUUAAAGUGUACCUCUCGGUUGUCGCGUUACGGUAGUCAGUCAGUAAACAGAGUGAUAGCGAUGAGGAGUAAUGAAUAGGAAUGAAGGCAGAUAAGAUAACCUGAAUGUCCGCUGACACAGCCACCGAUGGGAGACAAGGACGCAGGACUAUAAGGCGUUGGUACUAGUGCUACUUGACUCAAAGAGGCAGCAGAACAGAAGGAUGAGCUCAGUGCAGAGACAGCUGAGUCAGCUGCUGGGAGCAUGGAGGUGGAAGAGGAGGGCGGAGUAUUCUCUCUACUCCGCCACUGGAAUUCACUGCAGGAGCUUCUGCUCCCCCCCUUCAGGACCAGGUGCUCAACUCCGUUUGAAGCCUCUUUGCUUUUUGACAAAAAAGUCAAAUUGAACCAUGUUGUUGAUUUUGACACAAUUAAGCCUUUUUUCAGGAACAAGAAGAAGCCAUAGAGAUCCACAAGAAGAAGCUCUUCCUGUGGUUCAGCCACCUUCCUCAGGAGGAGAAACAGUUUGGAGGCUGCUUCAGCCCGGAGACCAUGCAUGUGGACCCGCUGAUCCUGGAAAGAAAUGCAGAGGAGAGGGCAGGACUGCUCACUUCCCCUCUCCAAACCCAGGCCCCCUACAGCGGCCAUGUGACCGUGGAGCAGCUGUUUGAAACCACCGAUGCCUGGAGUGAGGGCCGGGGCCUCAACGUGCUGCUGUACGGGGCCGUGGGGACCGGGAAAAGUACUGUGGUGCGGAAGCUGGUGCUGGAUUGGUGCGCUGGUACCACCCUGACUCACUUCAAGCUGCUGGUUCCUUUCUCUUGUGAGGACCUGGGCCAACUGUCAAAGGCGGUCUCCUUGAUGGACCUUGUGGGCAGGAAGUACCUCCACCUAAGAAAACACCCCCUGCUGGGCGGGGAGGGAGACCAGGCCAGGGAUGUACUCUUCCUCUUCAAUGGGAUGGAGAAAAUGAAACUGGACUUCCGGAUUGGAGCCACGGAGCUUUGCAGUGACCCCAAUGAGGUGCUGCCUCCAGGUGUAGUGGUGGUCAACCUGCUGAGGAAGUACCUCCUGCCUGAGGCCAGCGUCUUGGUUACCACCAGACUGUCUGCUCUGGACCGUAUCCCUCAGAAGUACGUGACUCGCUAUGCCCAGAUUUGUGGCUUCAAUGAUCUGGACCGCCAGCGAGCUUACUUCACCAGCCGCCUGAUGCAGCAGACUGGAGAAACUACACAUAACAAUGAGGUCAAUGGUCUGAUAGAGCUACUCUACCUCAACCUUCAGAGAGAGAGCCAGCUGGCUGCAGCCUGCUUCCUCCCGUCCUACUGCUGGCUCACAUGUGCCACCUUACACUUCCUCCAUUUCACAGACGCCAAGGCACCCAUCCGCACACUGACCGGCAUCUACACCAGUUUCCUCAGACUCAACUUUGGAGGAGAGGUGCUUGGCACAGGGACAGGGACAAAUGCGGCCAUUCAGGGGCAGCACAAUUCUCUGAUGUUGUAUGUAGUCCGUACAGUCGGGAAACUUGCGUUUGACGGCGUGACGAACAAACGCACGUCAUUCUCAGAAGAGGAACUGGAGCAGUGGAUAGGAGGGAAGACCAAGACGGAUGAGGAGCUGCGUCAGCUGGCCAUGUUCCGGACUGAUGUGCUCGACUUCUUCUUGGCUCCCUGUGUAGAAAGCUUCAAGCAUUCACCAGAAGACCCCAGUAAGAUUGAUCAGAAGCGGUAUGUUUUUGCUGUCCCGGCCAUGCAGGAGUACCUGGCAGCUCUCUACGUCGUCCUAGGAGAGAACAAAUCUGCUCUGGAGAAGAUGACCAAGGAGGUGUCUCUGGCCAUUGGUCAAGCCAGUGAGGACGUCAGUGCCAUCUUUAACAUCCUCUCUAAGUUCAUUCCCCUCCGAAUAUUCGCUGUUUUCAACCUCCUUAAGCUUUUUCCAAAGCUCUACGAGAAGAUCAGCAUUAAAAACAAAGGCAGCAUCGCCAGAACCAUGACUGCCGAGAUGUUCCGCACCGAGGAUCGCUACAACGAGGACGUACUGGAUCAGGUGGAGCAAAGCCUCCUGGGAGUCCAUGGCCCAGAGCCCCAGCAGAUCAGUGAGGCCCAGCCUUUUGAGCUCUACCCUAUCUUCAUGGGGGGGCUGUUGCAUUACGGUAACCGUGUCCUUCUCCAGCAACUCGGCUGCAGCAUUCAGAGCACCACUGUGGCCCAGAUCACUCAUGCCCUCAGGAAGUACCUUGUCAGAGAGCUGAGCCAGCCUCAGCCCCCAGAAGAGCUGAUGGAUCUGCUGCUCCUCCUCUAUGAGUUCCAGAACCCCAGACUGACCGCAGAGGUUUUGGCCUCGAUCAGAAGCAUCCGCCUCACCAACGUCCGUAUGACCUCACGCAAGUGCUUUGUCCUGAGCUCUGUGCUGUCGUGCACCCCUGCCAGUUAUCGCCUUGAAGAGCUGGACCUGUCCUCCUGCCUGCUGACUCAGGACAGGCUUCCGAUGCUGUGGCCUGCCUUCAGACACACAUUCAAACUCAAUUUGCAGUUUAACAGCCUGGGUCCUGAGUCCUGCAUCCUCCUCAGGGAUCUGCUUCUAGACCCCGAGAGCUGUAUUAGAUCUCUACAACUGUGUGACAACACUCUGCUGGAGUCUGGAGCCAGCACUCUGCUGGAGGCCUUCCCAGAGAACCAGUCCCUGACGCACCUGUCCCUGAUGCACACCGGGCUGGGGGACCGGGGGGCCCAAGAGCUGGCUGAGAGGCUCCAGCAGCACAAGGGCCUCCAGGAGCUCAACGUGGCCUACAACAACAUCGGAGACAGGACUGCCAUGACUCUGGUGGACGCCUGCAGGGAGCACCCCAGCAUCCACACUGUGCACUUGUACCUGAACCCUCUCACUGACGUGGGGAAGCAGUCGCUGUAUGUCCGAGGAGAUCCCAAGAGCCACAGCGGCCGGAGGGUGAAGGUCUUGGCUUCAGUGACCGAGGGCUCAGACCUCUCUGAGGACUGGCACCCCAUCCUCAGCGUGAUCCAGAAGAACAUCUCCUCCUGGGACCGCCAACGAGUCAAGGAGCAGCUGAAGGUGUUCCUCAGGGACCUGGAGUGGGGCCGUCAGCAGCAGCAGAGUUUCUGGAAGAGGCUGCACUUCCGCAGGGUGGAGAAGGGCGUCCGGCAGACUCUACGGAUGCUGGAGAAGGACACUAUACCUCCAUCCUCAGGAAAAAGCAAAUGGGCCAUCAACACCAGGAGGUGAAACGGGCUACAUCUUCAUAACUGUAAAGAGCUGACUGCAUUCAACAGUUUACCAAGCAUCUCAAAGAGACUUUGUUUUAUCACUUUGUCAGACAUGUUUUAAUCCUAACAGAGAAUGCAGUCAGGACUCACAGCGAGCUUUUUACCAAUAAUUGCAGCAAAAUGCAUUUUGGCGGUGUAAUGCUAUGGAACAACAAUGAGCAGCUUGACACUGACUAUUCAGGUGCAUUUAAUGAACACGAACACAUAGAUAGACUUUCUGAUGUACAUACAACUACGUGAUAACACAAGAGGAGGCUGGGGAGGCAGAUGGAGUUACAUUUAUUUGGUUUUUAAAGGUCCCCUAUUAUACUCUUUUUCAACAAUAUAGGUCUCAGAUAUAUACAGAACAUGUCUCUGAAGUGUUUGUCUCUAAAUACCAAACAGAUCAUUGUAGCAUGCCAUAAAGCCCUCUGUUUCAGCCCUGUUUCAAAAGUGCUGAUUCUGUGUCAGCACUGUUGAACAGGGCGCUAUUGGCUAAUGGUUGCACAACCCAAAAAAAACAUUUUUAUACAUAUUUAUGUAUAAAAGACAUGGAAAAGUGGAUUUUGCGUAAUAGGUGACCUUUUGAAAGGAUUUCAACAGGUAUCAUCUGAUAUGUUUUACUCUCAAACUGAAGCAGAUUGUUUGUUAAAUGCUAAUAUGCUGGGUAUAAGUUUUAAGUCAGUCUUUAUGGGUAAAAUAACAAGGCUGCUGCAGUGAUUUUGAAAUCAGGUCCAUUAAGCUGGGAGACUGACGAGUGAUUUCAUCUUGGUGCCUCCCUAAUGUGUUCCUGAAUCGGAGUCACAUGCAGCCACCUCCGUGCAAAGCCUUAUAGAACUUUUUUAAUAUAUGUAUUGAGCUAACAAAGUGUACCUUCAUGUUUUCCCUUAGACUCAUUCAGUUCAAAAGAAAACAAAUAUGUACUGCACUGUGUCGGCAUUCAAGAGGAAGUGUGUUUAUUGCUCUUCUCUGAUAUGACCAGCUGCCUUAUUUCACCACCAGCAUUUGGUUUGGUCUUGUAAAUGUGUUUGUUCUAUACAUAUAUGUAGAACAUCUAAGUAGUGCUUUGGUACAAACUGAAACGUGUUGUUACAUUUCAUUUCAUUGAGCUGUACCAAGUACCAAAAGCUGGCAUUAAAAGUCAAGUUGUAUUAAAGUUAUGUUAUGAUUAGAGUUCCUGCUAGAACCUAAAGUAUAUUAAGUAUUAAAUAUGAUAUUGUAAUUUUAGUCAAAGUUUUUGCAGAUCUACUUGUGUUUGAGUUAGUUUGCUUUGUUUAAUGGGCAAUAGGGUUUUGUAAAAACCCAUGUUCAACUACUAAUGAAAAAAAGGGCCAGUACCCAGCUGGUUUCAAAAGCACAUGAUACUCCUAUCCCUUUCCUAUGGGUUUGUGGUGCAACAUGUCAACUGUAUCAAUGGUAGGGCUGAACCAAAUAACUUCAAGCUUUUUUCUUGAAGUUGAUGAAUUAUAAUAUUUGCAGCUCCUUUUUUCUUUUCUUAUUUCUGUUUUUGUUUGAACCUGCCUUUAACCCUCCAAAUUAAAAAGGUUAUGGAGGAAUGCUGCCUUAUUUCGUAUCCGAUGUUCUAUCCUCAGAUCAGCAUGAUGUGGUGCAUGUGCAGUGCUGUAAUAUCACUGCUGGCAUGUCAUUGAAACAUGCUGCAUUAAAUGGUACAAUGUAAA